Molecule: messenger RNA, 1477 nt
Organism: Asterias rubens (European starfish)
Lineage: Eukaryota; Metazoa; Echinodermata; Asteroidea; Forcipulatida; Asteriidae
Product: ceramide synthase 1-like
Exons: 6
Coding region: 433-1467 (344 amino acids)
Biological process (GO): ceramide biosynthetic process
Cellular component (GO): membrane
Molecular function (GO): sphingosine N-acyltransferase activity
Source: RefSeq, a predicted model, not a curated record
UAGCCGUUGGCCGGUGAAUUUUGACUCUCAUGCUCUGCGUUGUAUAAUUAUUAUCACGGACAUUUCUGCUAGUGCCAGCCAGGACACAGAUUAGAGAGGACGUCACGAUUGUUUACUCUUUUUGUUCACUAUCAGUUAUUUGGGUACCCCUUGUAGUUUACACUUUGCAGCAGGGGAUUAAACUAGUUUGACAAUUAGGACCUGAUUGGACAAGUGUCUUUUGCUGUUUGGUGGAACGCGGAAGUCCAGUGCCGACGAACGAAGAAGAUGACGAACGUUGUAACUGUGCGUGUGUGAACGUGUUUUUCGAUUUUAGAAGCCGUUCAAGAAAACACCCAAGACAACAACAACAGACACAUCGUUUUUAUCUCAGAAAUAUUCCCGCCUAACAAAGAUAGUUGCUGUCCAUUUUGAGUGAGGUAUUUGUUUGGAAUGCUCUUUGACAAUCUGACAAUAACCAUGGAUAGUCUCGUGCUGUACCCAGAAUAUCACAGACUUGUGACGGUGGUCGUCCCCGAUUUGUGGCAUUACUACCAACACGAGCCGAGCCACCCCGACGGAUUUGUCGGAGAUGUCAGAACGUAUUGUGUGCCCAUUUCUUGGGAGGAACUGAAAUUGCCAUUCUCCCUGGCAAUUAUUUGGACACUAAUGAGAGUUUUGAUGACAACAAAGGUUUUUAAGCCUCUUGCAGUUUGGGGAAAGCUGCGUGAAGACAACAUCAACAAGUUACCAGAGAGUGCAUGGCGUUGCAUGUGUCACUGUGUUACAUGGAGUUUUGCUGCCUAUGUCCUGUUAAGUCGCUACCCGGAUUUUUUCACCAAGCCACACACAAUGUUCAAAGAUUGGGCACCGGGCAAUGCGGUUCCCUACGACAUCUACCUUGUGUAUGCAAUCCAGGGAGGAUACUACCUACAUCGUAUUGUGGAUACGCUGUUCCACGACAUAUGGCGAACGGAUACCAUAGUCAUGUCCCUCCAUCAUGUCCUGUCUCUCACGCUUAUAGCAUUCUCAUAUGCGACAAGAUAUCACAAGAUUGGAAUCCUGGUGUCCUUCUUUCACGACUUCGAUGACAUUUUCUUAGAGUUCUCCAAAGUCUGCGUUUACCUCAAGUUCCGCAACGGCAAGAAGCAUAAUAUUUUUCAAAUGCUGGCCAAUAUUUUCUUCACCUUCCUCACCUUUUCCUGGUGUGUGAUGCGUCUAUACUGGUACCCGUUGAAGGUACUGAAGAACACCAUACCAUUGGUUGCUAAGCAGAACGAGGUUCAUCACAUGCCGUUUGGUAUCAUCUUCAAUAUCAUGCUCUGGAUUCUACUGGCCAUGGAUAUCUACUGGUUCAUGCACAUCCUCGUUGUCUUGAAGAAAGUUGCAACUGGACAGAUGAAAGAGUUGGAUGAUAUCCGUGACCUUGACGUUACCAAAGAAAUAGCUAAAGCUAAUGCUGCCAAGAAAGAGCAAAAGACCGAAUAGAAGAAUUCAC